CUCUCUCUCUAUAUAGACUCUCGCUUUCUAUGUGUGGAUCGUCGUGGAUGCCUGAUCAGGUUGAUUGACAAAACAUAUAGCAAUAAUCGUCGCGUACAAGUCGGAGUCUCGUGUGUCGAGUAAUAUCGAAGGGUUUUUUACGCAAAUCUGACAUACUACAUGUGAAUGCAUCGGAAUUAUUCAAUUGCACCGUCGUAUCUUAGACCCAGCUGUGAUUAGUCUAGCUUAGAUAUCUAUCUAAGUUAUUGACUAAACUGCCAACGCACUUUUUAGUGCGUCGGGGCCCAAGUAGAACAGGAGUGGGGUCAAGGCCCAUAUAAACGUAACCCCUCCCCCUGCCGACAUAGUAAUCACUUGGCAAAAAUGACGCGACCCAAGCAAGAUGACAACAAAUUCAAAAGCUUCAUGCAGGAGAAUGUCCUUACCAUGGCCACCGUGAUUGGUGUGUUUGUGGGCGGCCUGGUGGGAUUCAUUAUUAAGAAUAGCACUGGGGAAUGGACAAAGCGUGAGAUUAUGUAUAUAUCCUUUCCGGGUGAGAUCUUUUUGCGCAUGCUAAAGUGUUUGAUUGUGCCAUUGCUGGUGUCUUCGAUAACCAGUGCCAUUGGUGGACUGGAUUUGAGCAUGUCCAGCAAAAUUGCCACCAGGGCCAUAACUUAUUACUUUGUCACAACCAUUUCCGCUGUCAUUUUGGGCAUUUGUCUUGUCACAACACUGAGGCCCGGACAGGGUGCCAAAAUUGUCGAGACCCAAACGGAGAGCAUUGACAAAGCAUCAAAAGUGUUGACACCCGACACCCUCAUGGACUUGGUCCGAAACAUGUUUACGGAUAAUAUCAUACAGUCAACCAUGUUUCAGCAUCGCACAGAGAUCUAUGAAAAUACCAGCAUUAGCCCAGCUCAACCCAUGGAGAAUUGGGAAUUUAAGGCUGCUCAACGUGAGGGUUCCAAUGUUUUGGGUCUGGUAAUGUUCAGUGUUAUCUUGGGUACUACCAUUGGACGAAUGCGGGAGAAAGGACAAUUGCUGCAGGAUUUCUUUACCACUCUAAGCGAGGCCAUGAUGACCAUCACAUCUUGGGUGAUUUGGAUUUCUCCAUUGGGCGUGGGCUUUUUAAUAGCCGCCAAGAUCAUUGAAAUGGAUUCGAUAGCAUCUACAAUACAAUCUUUGGGUUGGUAUUUUAUAACAGUUAUGAUUGGACUCUUCCUCCAUGGAUUCGGAACCAUUGCCGUAAUUUUCUUUUUGGGCACUAGACGUCUGCCAUAUCGUUUCAUUGCCAAGCUCAGUCAAGUGCUGGCCACAGCAUUUGGUACUGGUUCCAGUUCAGCCACCAUGCCAUUGACCAUCAAGUGUUUGGAUAAUAUGGGCAUAGAUCCCAGGGUAACACGCUUCGUUAUACCCGUUGGAGCCACCAUCAAUAUGGAUGGAACUGCUCUGUAUGAGGCAGUUGCUGCCCUCUUCAUUGCCCAAUAUCGUGAGAUGAGCUAUUCCUUCGGCACCAUUGUGGCCGUGAGUAUAACAGCCACAGCCGCUUCGAUUGGAGCUGCGGGAAUUCCUCAAGCUGGUCUGGUCACAAUGGUCAUGGUAUUGGACACUGUGGGUCUGGAGCCCAAAGAUGUAUCUUUAAUUAUAGCCGUGGAUUGGUUGCUGGAUCGGUUCCGCACCACCAUCAAUGUGAUGUGCGACGCUUUGGGCACUAUUCUGGUUAAUCAUCUUUCCAAGAACGAUCUGGCUAGUGUAGAUAGGUUGAAUGCCGAGCCCCAUGAGCUCCUCGAGCUCGGUGCCAAUGGACAUGAGAUGAAAGAAUGAAGGCAGUCUUCGCUUGGCGCCUACAAUCGCAAGCGAUGAGUGGACUUGUCCAAAGUGUGGGCCUGGUUCCACAUUCUUCCCAAUAAUGACAGCGAUUCCGAUGACGAUGAUUAUGAUGAAUACUAUGAUCGCUAUCAUUAGGCGGGUGAAUGUGUGUGGACGAGGGACUGCACAUCAUCGAUUUUGUUGAAUGGUGACCAAGACGCAACUAAAUUUUCCGAUAAUAUCAUUUUUGCAAUGCGGCAGCAGCAAUGACAGCCCAAAUAGGAAGCUGCUCCAAGUACAAGUACUAAAAAAAAAAACAAAAAAAAAAACAACAACAAAACACAAAAAAGUAAGCAACAAAACAGCAACGAAUUUAUAUGAAAUUGUUUGUUAAAUUAGUAUAAAUGAAAAGUAAGAAAAGUAAGACAAAUUAUGAAGACAUAAAGAAAGAAAGAGGUGAGCAAGGAACACACAUUUUUACUUCUAAAUUCUAGAAAUACUUUCAUGGUGUAAAUAAUUUUUAAAUAUUUAUAAUUAAAAUUUAAUUUCAGUUCAAAUUUGCAUUACAUUUUCAUAAAAUUAGUAUUAAUAAAAAAAAAGAAAACAAAAAAAAAAA
Molecule: messenger RNA, 2404 nt
Organism: Drosophila willistoni
Lineage: Eukaryota; Metazoa; Arthropoda; Insecta; Diptera; Drosophilidae
Gene: Eaat1
Product: excitatory amino acid transporter 1
Exons: 11
Coding region: 364-1803 (479 amino acids)
Biological process (GO): L-glutamate transmembrane transport
Cellular component (GO): plasma membrane
Molecular function (GO): neutral L-amino acid transmembrane transporter activity; L-glutamate transmembrane transporter activity; glutamate:sodium symporter activity
Source: RefSeq, a predicted model, not a curated record